GGACGGAGGAGCAGCGAGUCAAGAUGAGAGUUCAGGAGCAGGCGUGCUACAUCAUUCGUGUGCUUGAGGAUAGAUGCAACCUGCCAGCGAAAGUGGAUAUAUCAUCAAAACAUCCGUUUUUGAUGUAAAAAUGGAGCCACAAAGUGGUGACAGGAACACUGGAAUCCAAAUCAAUGGAUUGGACUUUCAGAGGCCGAACGUGCCGACCACUACUGCAAUCACCAACGCUCACACACAAGCCCUCCUCCAACAGUCAAAGUCAGAAGACUCAAGCGCUCUUCCCACAUCCGUCCAGCAGAGCGUGUUGCCUCAAACCCAGCUAAUGUUGACUGGGGGACAGCUUGCAGGACUGACUCUGACCCCAGCACAGCAGCAGCUGUUGCUCCACCAGGCCCAGGCUCAGCUCCUGGCUGCUGCUGUGCAGCAUUCAGCCAACCAGCAGAACGGCACCACUGGGGCCAGUAUCUCAGCAUCCGCAGCCACGCCCAUCACCCAGCUACCCCUCUCACAACCCAUCCAGAUCUCUCCUCAGCUGCAGCAGCAGAAUUUAAGUCUGCCCCAGUUUGUUCUAGUGCAGCCCGGCCACCCGAUCGGCACGCCGCUGCAGCCGGCUCAGUUCAUCAUCUCGCAGACGCCGCAGCAGAGCAUAUUGCAAGCCCAGAGUCUUCUAACUCAACUACCUCAGAGCCAAGCCAACCCACUGACGACUCACACGAGUAUAUCCCUUGCGACACAGCCUGCGACUCCAACCCGCACCACAGCGACCACGCCCCUUCAGUCGCUUCCCCACAGUCAGACGCCACCCAAACGCUUGGAUACGCCUGUUUUGGAGGAGCCAAGUGAUCUGGAGGAAUUGGAACAGUUUGCCAAGACCUUCAAACAGAGGCGGAUCAAAUUGGGCUUUACACAGGGAGAUGUUGGCCUGGCCAUGGGUAAGCUGUAUGGAAAUGACUUCAGCCAAACUACUAUCUCUCGCUUCGAGGCCUUGAAUCUGAGCUUUAAGAACAUGUGCAAACUCAAGCCGUUGCUGGAGAAGUGGCUCAAUGAUGCAGUUUGUGCAGACAACCUGACUUCUGACCAGGCGCUGUCCAGCCCCCUCGGCUCUUCAAACAUAACCAUCGAGGGGAUCAACCGCAGACGGAAGAAGAGGACCAGUAUUGAGACAAACAUCCGUGUGGCCUUAGAAAAGAGCUUUCUGGAGCAGAACCAAAAACCUACCUCUGAAGAGAUCACCAUGAUCGCCGACCAGCUCAACAUGGAGAAGGAGGUAAUUCGGGUCUGGUUCUGCAAUCGCCGGCAGAAAGAGAAGAGAAUCAACCCGCCUAGCGCUGGCAGCAUCAGCGGGUGUGGUACCCCCAUCAAAACUAUCUUUUCACCCAGUAGCACAUUGGUGGCCAGCACGGCUAUAAACACGCCCACCACGUUGACUGUCAACUCAAUAAUGCCUCUUACCAGCACCAGCGUCUCCGGUUUAACCUUCACAGGCGCAACAAUUGGGGCCACGAACACUGCAUCCGUCAUCUCCACCACACCCGUAAUUUCCACGGUAACCAGCUCUCCAUCUCUAAGCCCGUCCCUCACGACCAGUCAUUCCACCAUCGCAGCGACGAAUAGAAUCGGUACUCAGGCGCAGGCCAUCGUCACCCAGGCACCGACAUCCAUAGGCACCGCCACCUUCGGGUCGGGCCAGGUGAUGGUGGCCGGUCCGGGGCUGUCGGCAGCGCUUCAGGGGGUCACCCAAUUGCCCACAAGCGCGAGCUUCGCCGCCAUGGCUGCCGCGGCUGGGCUAGGCCCCGGACUGAUGGCCUCCUCCCAGUUCACUCCAGGUGGUGCCCUGCUGAGUCUGGCUCCCGGUGGCCUCGGCAGCACUCUGAGUCCUGCCCUCAUCCAAGCCCUGGCAUCGAGCGGCACCAUCCCGAUAACGUCUCUGGACGGAAGCAACCUGCUGUUUGCCAACACCUCUGCCGGCAAUGGACACAACCUGGUGACCACGCCGCUCUUUCUCAACCCCCAGAACCUGUCGCUGCUCACCAGCAACCCGGUCAGCCUGGUAUCAGCCGGGGGGGGCGGUCUGCAGGUCACCGCCGACUCUCACCACCAAGCCGCCACGACCAUUACCACUGCCUCCAAGGCGCAGUGAGUCCCUGACUGCAUCCCGAAAGAACGCCCUGUUUCCUUUAGUCGCGGCGCACUGUUUUCCUCAUGCCGCACAGGAAAUAGGGAGGCGGUUUGAUUUGGGCUCUGCGCUUCACUAACAAAAACACACAUCCGCUCCAUUGUAACUACUACUAUUUGGUCCCCUUGCUUUUACCAAAAAACAACCUCACCAGGUUGGGCUUUUUGAUUUUGGUUCUCUUUAUGAUAUUUGGACAUUUUUCCUCCUAUCUCAAGCAGUAGCCAGGAAGAAAAUGUCCCCCCUAUUCAUUUUGUAUAUACGUCCUAUUUCACUCUUUUUCUAACCAAAAAUGUUGGAUUUUACUCUAAACUUACUAACUUCACAAUACACGUCAUCACUAAUCCCCUUUACUUAUCUUUUUGUUGGACAGGCCUUGACAUAUAUAUCAAAAGUUUUUUUUGUUUUUUUAAUCUUUCCUGUAAUUUUUUUACAUUUUCCGAAUUGUAAGUCUAAUACUACAGUAAAUUAACUUUUUUUUUUUUGUGGUUGUAACGCUUUAAAAAGAAGUAAUAAGUGGUAUGGAUAUAAAGGUUAUCAUUGCUUUAAGGAGACCAGUCGGGUCUCUACGAGUUUCUCUUUCUGGAAACACUGACUUUUACACUUUGCCUCGGGGGCUUCUGUAAAAAAAAAAAAAAAAAAAAAAAUUGGUGCAGAUUGUAGACACUGAUAGAAAAUGACUGAAAACUUUUAAGAGCUUUAAAAACGUGGAGUGGUGUGUUUGUUUCGUAUGUAAAAGAUCAGUAUGAAGCUGAGACCUAAGUAACCAAAUUAUCCAGACUCAGUGGUCUGGGCUAAGACCACCCGUCAGGGGGUGUGGUCACCACACUAAAUGUUGGCUAUAUGUUUGUUUUCUUCCUUCUGUUUCUUUGUAAUGGUAGUACCGUCGUAUCUACUUGUGCACAGUAUCUGUACCAAAAAACUGGAUUGGUGAGCUGUUGUGGGAGGAAUUACCUUUUUGUUUUCUUUCAUUGUGUCUGCAGCCACUUGAGUGACUGUGUACUUCACAUUAUACCAAAAAUAUUUGUCGGUGUAACUUAGUCUAGUUGAUAUAUUUAUGAACAGAAGCUCUCUUCAUUGUCAGCGGAAGAUAGAAAUGCAAUAUUUCGAUUUAUUUCCAAAGACCUUUUUUUUUUUUUAAAGUCUUUCACGGUUAAUUUAAUUGGCAGCACAAUUGACCAAAAAUAGGGAAUGGCUGAGUUUUUUUGUUUUACUUAUCAAACACUUUUUACUUUUUGGAGCCAUUUGAUGGCGUUGAACCAUUUAAGUAGCAGCUUUUGGACGUCCGUAAAGCAGGAAAAACACCCUCUUUUUUAUUUGGGUUUUAGUACUUUCAGCCAUAUGACAACAGCUUGAACCAAAGUGGUUUUCCUCAGUAGCGGCCCGUGCCUGUCCCAGCACUCAUGUUGCUGAUCACAUGAUCUCUUCACGCUGCUUACUAAUGUCAGUACCUGUUAUUCUUGAUCAAGUGCGGUUGGGGAUGGGAUGGAUGAAUGAAAUGCUAGCAUGUUAAGAGGCCUCCGCCAUGCUUUACUAAUAGCUUUAUUAGCACGUCCUGCCAAGAGCGGGUUUUGGGGUUUGACUGGAAGGAUCUGCUGUCAACACCAGGAGUGGGCAUUGCAGUUAACCUCAGACUAGAUUCACCCAUGCCUUUCAGCAACUGUGCUUUUUAUAUAGCAAGCUUUUUAUAUAUUGCAGUCUAAUAACUAUGACAUCUGCAUCUAAAAUACUAGACGGACAACAUUGCGUAAUACCCUUUCUGUUCCAGCUCUGGUACUGCCUCCAAAGCUGAAGAAUUUCCACGUCAGCUUUAUGUCUGACCUUGCCUCAAUUUAAUUUCCAUUCGUUUAUGUGGAAUUGGUUAAUCGUGCCAUGAGGCGAUUUUGUUAAAACGGAGUGCACUACUUGACUGCAACCUGCAGAGGCUCUGUUGAUUUAGUCUCAACUGUCUAAAGAAAAAAAUCUAUGAAAGUUGAACUUUAUCCAUCCUCUUUGGCACCAUUUUCCGGCAUUCAGAACAUUCCAAGAGGUUCUCCCAUCCCAUUAAUUGAUGAUUGACCAUCAAAUGCCCACCCCUAGUCUACACACAGAUCCUGUCUGAUCAUCGCUACUGUUCAGAACCAGCAUGUUAGAUUUGCUGUGCCCCAAAUGUUUUCCAAAGAUGCUCCGGCCUCGUUUCUAGGACUCACCGGGCAGAGUACUGUUAUGUGCCACACAUUCAGCCAAACUCCACACAAUGCCGUCGUCGUUCUGCUGCUGCUUCUUUUAACUAACAAAUCAUUAGGAAAUCACUGGGGCAGCCAGAGAUCCUCUUGCGUACCUACUUCUUUUUCUCUUUCUAAUUGUGACUGAAUAUACCUCAGCAGCACUUAAAACAUAAGGUUCACCUUUUUUUUCUUUUUUUUCCUCGACAUUUCUGUGUACAGAACAGUGUGGAAUGUAUAAUAAGUAAUGUCAUUUAUACCGCGAUAUAGGACCCGAACAUAAAAGGACAACUACUGCUAUUUCGAGUACUACUAUUUAAUUUUUCUCUUCUGAGGUGUUGUUUUUUUAAGAUCCUUUUUGCCAAAGUAAUAGCCUUUCUCUUUGCAGCUCUGCCUGCCGUAUGGUCAACGCACCAAUGGAACCCAGUUCUGUUUAGGCGCCAUUUUUUGUAGUUACACAAGCGCGCUCGCCAUGGGGCACCAUAGGAUGUUACUAGAAUAUUUAUCUUGAGGAAAGACCUAAGAAUCAGAACAGUUCUUUUCUUAAUUCUAUACAUAUAAAUAUAUAUAUAUAUAAACAUGUGUAAGAUAUCCAUAUUUUAUAUUUGAACCGGUAUGUCAAAACUGAAUGUAGUGUUUAUGACUCAAAAAAAUCUCCCAAAAAUGCAUUUUUUUCCCUAUUGUUGCAAAAAACAUUUUUUAUUUUAAACUCUCAAGACCAAAAAUUGAAAAACAACACGACUCUCUAUACUGUGGCGGGUGCCCCGGUCUAUGAUAACAGGAGGGGGUGCUCCUGACGCACAGGUCCUCUGGUUGGGGUAAAGCGGAGACUCUGAAGUAUCUUUAUUUUGUAAUAUUGUGCUUUUUGUUUUUAAAAACUAUAUCUUAAUAUUUUUGGUUGAGUCAUUUUGGACUUGAUUUGCUGUGAUGUCUAUAACAAUCAUUGUUUUUUGGGGUUUUAUUGUUCUUACUUUAUGCCUUUAACUGUUUUGUAUAUUAUGAGAGGGCGAGAUCACUGGCUUUCUUAGUUUGACAAAAACGUUAUCAUUUAUGCCUUAUUGUUACGUACACGACAUGGUUGCAUUGUAGCAUGAGUGUGUGUGCGUGUAUGUGUGUGUGUUUGACUGAGGCAAAUUUCACCUCACGCUUUGUGUCGCCUGGUGCAUUGUCACUGAAAACAAUACAGUGUAUUUAUAGGCAUUUUUUUAGGAGAGGGGGGUGCCGGAUGCUUACAUUGCUACCUAUGUUUUUUGUUUGUUUGUUUUUUAAGUGUGGCUCGGACAAUGCCUGUAAGCAAAGCUUUACUAGUAAUUCUAGCAGGUGUGUGUGAGUGAGCAUCGUAGGAAAUAGACACGAUCUGCAAACCGCUAAUGGGGCUUGAAGCAGGGGUGGGAAACCGAGGGCUCCAAAAACUAAAAAGCCCCAAAACAUUUAACCCGAAUAUAAAUAUAAAUGUAAAAGGAAUCUUUUCCUGAAUCAAUGUUUUUAACAGCUCGACAACGCUUUUAUAACUAGACUUUAUUGAUCGUCAUUACUUCCAAAUUACCAUAUUUGUUUGCAAAUUGGAUUGUGUGAGCGACAGGUAGAAAAGGAGAAGGCAUUUGCGUGUAUAAAUCUGUAGAUUAUAAAUUGACCCGUCUUAUACAGGGUCAUUACAGUAUGUAAAAAUAUCUACUAGUGCUGUCAAACUAUUAUUUUUUUUAAACAGAUCAAUCACACUUGUGAUUUUUGACUAAAAUUGCAACUACCGUAAUUGCAUAGUUCCCAUUUGGUAAAAGUUUUAUCUAGAAGUCCUGUCUGGGUUUUGAAGCAACAUUUUCAUCCUGGCGUAUGCAUUGAUCUGAUCACCGGCCUGUGUUUAUACAUGAUUAAUGCCAUCAUUUUGUUUGUGACUUAAUGCGUUAACUUUGACAGCCCUAAUUUGUACUUUAUAAAACAUUAAUAGGAAACAGGCUCCCCCACCCUUACCCUUUUAAGCAUACAGAUGCAAGUUUCGAUUAGUUUCCCUAAAUUAUAUUCGUAGUCUCUUUAACCCCAUUUAGCGGUUGCAGACUGGCGCUAGUUGUUUGCUUCAAACACUUCAGUUUGAUCACAUGACGCACCUUUCCCGGUGGCUCGUAAACCCACUCCACGCUUGUUUUAAUUUUUUUUUUUUUUAGUUUGGACAAAGAGGAAAUGUGGCGCACCAGUAUACCUCAUUCCUAACUCGAAACUGAGUAACCUGCUUUUAACCUACUUUUAAUAAGAUUUCUUGUUGACCGUCGGAAAAGCCAGCUUAUUCCACCAGUACUUGCCUAUGUUUUAUCGCUUUCUUGAACACUUUUUGAGUUGGGGCGGGGUUUCCCAAACUUUGAAUGUACAUAAACUAAUAAACAAACACCAUUUUUUUCAAGAAAUUGGACAAUGGCGAUCCCAUUUUUGGCCCUGACCCUAAGUUUGGAACCCCCUGCCAUUAUUUCACCAAAUGCCCACUGUCUUCUAUACCUAACCUUUUUUAAGUUUGACAAUCCUAUUUAUUUUCUAGAGCACGCAUGACCCUGCAAUUUUAACACCCCACUCCCCACCGUGGUAACAACAUUAACCAAAGACUUGUAACUGAUUGUACAUGAGCCCGCCGCCCACCCUGCACCCCCAUCACGCUCACCACACUCACCACUCUCUCAGCUUUGGCCUGCAUGCGAAUGUUUUGGUGCUGCGGUUUUUCAGUGCCUGCGGGUGGGAGGACGUCGGGAAGGUGCGGGGGGAGGGGCUUCUUCGACGGGUUGGUGGUCGCCGGGUGAUUGUUUGUUAAUACACACUGAGGGUUGAUCCUGUGCACUCAGGACUCCAUGUCUGUCUGUCUGAGUGCUGUUGCUAGGAUACGCAUGCUUCUUCGCCGUCUCUCAAGGAAUUUGCCUCUCGAACACUCCCCACCUCCCUUCCAGGAAUGACACGCACCCCGAACUCACUACAUUUUCACUGCUGUACCCUCCCCUUACUCACUACAGACUGAUCAACUGUGACACUAUGCAUCUCCCUCCCCCACCGACAAAAACUUGGCGGGGGAUCAUUCGGUGACACUUUGCUUUACUCCUCACAAAGCGCUAUCUAUUCCAAAGCAAAACUCUCCAAAUAUUUGUAUUUUUUUGUUAUGAUUGUUAUUGUUUUGGACAAAAUGCAGAUACCAAAGAUAUCCCUCUGUCUCUCUCUCUUUCUUCUUCCACCCUGCAGCAGCAUGUGUAUUAAGAGACAAGCACUGGCUUUUUUUAAAAUCCAAGCCUCAGUAAUUCCAAAGGUUAGAUGUAUAUUUUGGUAUAUUUCUGAGAAAAAUGUGUGGAAUAAUAAUAUUAAUAAUAGUCUGUUUGUUGUAUUUGUUUCUCUCUCUCUGUCGCAGCAUGGAACUAAUAGCAGAGCUGUCUUACUAGGUUAAAAUAUAUUUUUAUAUGUUUUUGGGUGUGUGCCCGCAAUAUCAGCCCAAUUGACCAAAGGAUUUAACAAAAAAGAAAGAGAAAAAAGGCAAACAUGUACAUAAUAUGUCUGUGUAUCUUGAAAAAAAGGCAUUGUGUAAACCAAUAACUACUCACAGUGGACACUUGGGCUCAUCUAAAGGAAUGUUUCCCCACUUUUCCCUCCCUUUUUUCUUACUCUGCAGUCUAAUAUUUCACAAGAGAACUCUUCUUGUAGGGUUUCCAUCUUGGACUAAAAACACUGAGUUUCUUUCGACUACAAACAAACAAAAGAGAAAAAAAAAAGAACUAAAAAAAACAAAACAAAAAAACAACUGAACUGAAAGAUUGUGUAGGAGUUUUAAGUAUGUGAAUCAGGAUACAUAGUAGGUUUUGAUGCAUUUGUCUGCUGUAUUUUUGUUUUUAUACACGUAUAUAAAUAA
This is a messenger RNA of Entelurus aequoreus (snake pipefish), 8245 nucleotides long. RefSeq names its product POU class 2 homeobox 1b (gene pou2f1b). Gene Ontology annotation, biological process: regulation of transcription by RNA polymerase II. The record is from RefSeq and is a predicted model, not a curated record. Gene Ontology annotation, molecular function: RNA polymerase II cis-regulatory region sequence-specific DNA binding; DNA-binding transcription factor activity, RNA polymerase II-specific. Gene Ontology annotation, cellular component: nucleus. Lineage: Eukaryota; Metazoa; Chordata; Actinopteri; Syngnathiformes; Syngnathidae. The transcript has 16 exons. The coding region runs from base 74 to 2140 and encodes 688 amino acids.